AUGAGCUCGCCCUCUUCUGAUGCUCCCAUCAACUUCACCAAGGAAGUAGCCUGGGCUUGUGGUGGCUGCUUUUGCCAGAACUGCUCGAGUAAAUCGCUGGCCCUGCCACCCAAGCAUCCCACUCCCGUCCGAGUCUGCGACAAAUGCUUUAAUAAGUUCCAGGGGCGACCGGCUAAAGUGGCCGAAGCAGCCCCUCUGAUGUCUGCUUCUCUUCCGGUUGACUACUUUACUCGCAAGAUAGACGACUACAGUGGCCCGAAGGCUUCCCGCCCCGAUCCGCUGGCGGCGAGCAUGAACUUUGACCCGGGCGACUCGCCGAAAGCCAAGUGGCUCACCGAUCGACCUGCCUCCUAUUACUAUUCGGCUCCUCCAGUAGAAGCAGUUGAAGAGGAAGAAGAAGCGGGCGAAGAAGAGGUCAAGGAUGAAGAAAAGACGGAAGAACUCUCACCCGAGAAGGAGACCGACUCCUCAUCGACCAAACCUGCAACUGUCGCACGCGAGACGCAGACUUCUGAAAAGGAGGCGAACCAGGCGGAGGAGGCGAAGAACGAGCAAAAUGGUGACGAUGGAGACAACGAUAGUGGCGAGGAGAAGCAGAUAGGAGCGAACGUCGAGCGGGAUAACGGCGAGCCCGGAGGAGAGAGCGAGAAUGAAGACGAACACGCUGCCGAGAAGGACGAGACGCCAAAGGGCGUCGCUGCUUCCGCCGAGGGAGCCUACGAGGUCCUGGACGAUAGCAGCGAUGACGAAGUGGAAGACUAUACUCGACCUGAGGUCCAACAGGAAGCUGAAGUCCCUGAGAAAGCGGCGGAGCUCAGCGAACUCGAGCUCAGCGGCGCGGAGGCACCGAUUCGGAAUGUAAAUACCGAAAGGGGAGAUGACGAAGCCUCGGCGAUCGAUGAGACCAGCGACACCCAGCUUCCGGAAGAACCGAAGCUGAGCGCGCGCAUACCCGCCGACGAAGAGGUGAUGGAGCUGAAGGAGAGCAUCAAGCGAACCGAGGAGGAAGACAAAGAGGAGAAAGAGAAGAUGGAGGCCAUCCAAAACAAGCUCAAGAACAUGCAGGCCCAUUCCUUCAAGGAGCGGCUGGAGGUGGGCAGUCUCGUCGCCAAGGAGCUCUCCUCCUCCAUCUUCUACGGCUUGCGGGAUUCGCUUCGGGUCAAGCACGCCACCAUCUCCAUCCAGCGGCGUACCGAUGGCAAACUGGAUCGAGUCUGUUUUGUUUGA
Messenger RNA from Acanthamoeba castellanii str. Neff, 1227 nucleotides. RefSeq lists its product as uncharacterized. NCBI's taxonomy places the organism in Eukaryota, Discosea, Longamoebia, Acanthamoebidae. Gene Ontology annotation, molecular function: metal ion binding. The record is from RefSeq and is a predicted model, not a curated record. The coding region runs from base 1 to 1227 and encodes 408 amino acids. The transcript is spliced from 5 exons.